This is a messenger RNA of Cyprinodon tularosa, 2322 nucleotides long. Its product is annotated as nuclear factor 7, brain-like. The coding region runs from base 106 to 1509 and encodes 467 amino acids. Lineage: Eukaryota; Metazoa; Chordata; Actinopteri; Cyprinodontiformes; Cyprinodontidae. The record is from RefSeq and is a predicted model, not a curated record. Gene Ontology annotation, molecular function: zinc ion binding; protein binding. The transcript has a single exon.
UACUGGGUGUUAGAUCUCUGCUGGAAAACAAAAGAAAUGUUUGGAGGAUUUUACGAAAAAGCUGAAACUUUGUUGAGUCCUGCUGUUGAAAUAAUUUGUUAAAAAAUGACUGAAAGAGUUUUGGAAAGUUUCCUGAGCUGCCAUGUGUGUUCACAGACUUUCAGAGAUCCUGUGUCCCUGAGCUGCAACCACAGCUUCUGUUCAAGCUGCCUGAAGAAAUUCUGGGAACAAACUGGAUACAAGAACUGUCCCGUCUGUAAAAGAAGAUCUUCCAAGGAUCACAAAGAUGUCAAUUUUGGUCUGAAGGAAGUGGCUGAUUCAUUUGCUGGAAGACAGAAAUCUGGAUCAUCUGAGAGAGAAAGAGGAGAAAAGCAGCUGCUGGUGGUCUGCAGUAAACACCAAGAAGACCCUAAACUGUUCUGUAAAGACGAGCAGAGAGCUGUGUGUUCUGUCUGUGAGUUUUCUCUCCAUCAGAGUCACAAAGUGGUUUUUAUAGAACAAGCAGUCAGUGAGCUGAAGGAGCAGCUGAAAUCUGACUUAAAGUCUCUGCAGGACAAGAGGAACAAACACAAACAGGUGGAGAAAACAUACAAUGAUGUGAUUCAACACUCUAAGAAGCAGCUGUUGUCCACAGAGAGACAGAUCAGAGAAGAGUUCAACAAGCUCUGUCAGUUUCUGAGAGAGGAAGAGGAGUCCAGACUGGCAGCUCUGAGGGAGGAAGAGGAGCAGAAGGGGAAGACUAUCAGCAGAGAGAUGAAGAGGAUUCAGGAUCAGAUCUCCUCUCUAUCUCACAGUAUCUCUGCUGUUGAAGAAGACCUGCAGAAAGACCAGGUGUCGUUCCUCAGCAGUUAUAAAGCCACUCAGAGCAGAGCCAGAGCCCAGAGCUCACUGUCAGAUCCACAGCUGCUCUCAGGAGCUCUGAUAGAUGUGGCCAAACACCUGGGCAACCUGUCCUUCAGAGUCUGGGAGAAGAUGAAGGACAAGGUCCACUUCUGUCCUGUCAUUCUGGACCCAAACACUGCUAGUGGAUGGUUGUAUCUGUCUGAUGAUCUGACCAGUGUGAGACAUGGAGACACAAAGCAGCAGCUUCCUGAUAAUCCAGAGAGAAACACUUAUUACACAUCUGUUAUUGGUUCUGAGGGCUUCAGCUCAGGGAAACACAGCUGGGAGGUGGAGGUUGGAGAUCAUCCUAUGUGGAGUGUUGGUUUGGUCAAAGAGUUUGUUGACAGGAAGGGAGAGAUAAAGACUUCACCAAAAUAUGGAAUCUGGUGUUUGUGGCACGGUGAUGGAAAAUACACUAAUGGUGCUGGUCAGACUCUCACAGUGAAGAAGAGUCUCCAGAGGAUCAGAGUCCAGCUGGACUAUGACAGGGGGGAGGUGUCCUUCUACGACCCUGAAGACAUGUCCAACAUCUACACUCACAGAGACACUUUCACUGAGAAACUUUUUCUUAUUUUGGGUGUUGGAGAUGCUGAUGAUGCUAAAACAUCUGACAUCAAAAUCAGUUAAUCUGAGGUUUCUUUGUUAUUUUUGGACAAGUUAACUUUAAAGUGAUGAAAGUUAUUUGGUAAAUACUUUUUUUCCAUGUCAGGAAAUUAUUGUUCAACUUAAAUUUGAAUUUAAAUUUAUUUGAUUAUAAACCAAAAUGUAAAGUCAUCUUUCGUUUUGUCCGCAACCUCUGAGCAAUGAGAUUGUUUAGUUUUUUUAAUUUUCUUGACUUCUUUAUUAAUUUUACAUAUUACAAUGUUAAACUCAUUUCAAGGUAUUUUUUUUUUAUUUUAUUCUGUUGAUUAUUUCAGUUCAGUGUGAAUCUUUAAAGUUUGUCACAAUAUACAUUUCUAUUAUAAGAUCUAUUCCUGAAAUACAUGGAAAUUGAUUUAAUAAUUUCAUUUAUUUGAAAAAAUAUUUUCGUCUCAUCGAAUGUUUUUUGAAUUGUUUCUACUGUUUAGUUUCUACUUAAAAAAUAGAUAAAUAUAAAUAGUUUGUGCUAUUAUUGAUCUUGGAAAAUCUCAGGUUGUUUAAUUCUAUUUUUUAUAUUUCUAUGUUUUCACUUUAGUUAAACUCACCUCACUGAAAACUUUUAAAGUUUUAUAAUGAUACAAAUAGAUUCUAUAAUCCAGAAUAUUGAUCGUCACAUGGAUCUGUUUAUGUUGGUAAAUGCACAAUAAAUCAUAAAUCAAAGCUGAAGAGGAAAAUGUUCAAUCUCUGAUUGUUGAUGCUCCAAUCAGCUGUUCAUUAAAGUAAAACAACAGAACUGCUGUUUUCUCUUUGGAAAUGAUCCAAAAUGAAGCAGAACAAUGAAUUCAAACUGACAAGUCCUAA